Molecule: messenger RNA, 516 nt
Organism: Phasianus colchicus (ring-necked pheasant)
Lineage: Eukaryota; Metazoa; Chordata; Aves; Galliformes; Phasianidae
Source: RefSeq, a predicted model, not a curated record
AUGCACCCCGGCCACACAAUCACCCCGGUGGGGCCGCGGAAGGCUCUGGAAGGGUGCCUGCGGAUGCCCACCUGCGGGCACCUCAGCCGGCUGCACGGGACCGGCGGCCCCGGGGCAGGCGCGGAGGCUUCCCGACACCGUCCUCUCCCCCGCCGCGUGCGGUCUCGGGUGCGCGUGUGUGCGCGGCGGGGGGAGCAGGGGGCGGACACAGUGGAAAUUUCCACUCCCUGCAGCAGCCACAGCAGCCGCCACCACCGCGGCGGCGGGAAGGAGGAAGGCGGGCGCAGGCCCGGAGCCGCCGCAGGGGAGAGGCGGCUCCCGCCCCGCCGCUCGGCCCGCCCGGCUCAGAGCCCCCCUCCUCGGUGCCGGGCGUCCCCCAUUCGGCCCCCCGGGAGCAGGGGCGGCGGGGCAGCCCCCGGGCGGGCUGUUGCUCGCGAGGCCGCGGCGGCGGAGGCGGUGCCUGCGGCGGGCGGGGGGCGGCGCGGCGGAGCGUGCGCAGCUGCCGGCGCCCUUUAA